ACACACACACACACACACAGUCAGGUAUCUCCUCUCUGCGUGCGCGUGUUUCUCUGUGAUGCUCGCGGGCGUCGGACGCGCGGAUGAUCGCGGCUGAUUGUCAGUGUGUGGAAUAAGACGCUCUUCAUCCUCAUCUUCAUCUUCAUCCUCCUCAUCGCGGCUGUUUCUGGCUGGAGUGACAGAAAGACAUAAAACCUUCCUCCGGAUCCUCAGCGCUCCUCUGAAGGCUUUUGGUCAGUGCUUUGUGAUUCUUCAGCGUUUGGAAUGUGACCAAGAGUUUUCAGAAAGGUGAGAUUCUGAGGAGUUUUAUUCUUUCAUUCCUCUGGCCGGAGACAGCUCAGAUGACGAGGGUUUCAUGAACGGUGCGGUCUGGCUCGGAGCGUGUUGUGAGGAUCCAGAUGGAACCUGCGUGAACCUGCGGGCGGCAGCGAGUGUCUCUGGAGGGAAAAUGUUCCACUGAUUUUUGUUCCUGCAACCUCAAAGUUGUGAGAGCGUUGCAGGAGCGUUGUGAGCUGGCACACUCCGCGGGUGAGUCGUAACAUCAUGCCUGUGCCAAGCGUCUGUGUAGCGUUACCCUCCGUCCGACACUGUCUCCUGCUGCUCAGCGCCUGGGUCCUGCUCUCCAGCGCCGAGUCGCCACCAAAGUUCUUACGAACCCCGAACGAUCAGACGGGCGUUCAGGGCGGCGUCGCCUCCUUCAUCUGCCAGGCUACUGGCGACCCGCAGCCCAAGAUCGUGUGGAACAAGAAGGGGAAGAGAGUGAGCAACCAGCGUUUUGAGGUAGUCAUAGAGUUCGAUGACGGAUCGGGCUCCGUUCUGAGAAUCCAGCCGCUGCGGACGCCGCGCGAUGAAGCCAUUUACGAAUGUGUCGCCUCCAACAGUGUUGGGGAGACGAGCGCCACCACACGACUCACUGUUUUACGUGAGGAUCAGCUGCCCCCAGGUUUCCCCACCAUAGAUAUGGGCCCCCAGCUCAAGGUGGUGGAGCGCACCCGUACUGCCACCAUGCUCUGUGCUGCUAGCGGUAACCCCGACCCAGACAUUUCCUGGUUCAAAGACUUCCUCCCGGUCAACACCAGUAACAACAACGGCCGCAUCAAACAGCUCCGAUCAGAGUCCUUUGGUGGUACGCCAAUAAGAGGAGCGCUGCAAAUCGAACAAAGCGAGGAAUCGGACCAAGGGAAGUACGAAUGUGUCGCGACCAACAACGAUGGCACGCGCUAUUCCGCACCUGCCAACCUGUAUGUCAGAGAGCUGCGAGAAGUGAGACGGGUUCCACCCCGGUUCUCCAUUCCCCCGACGGACAAUGAGAUCAUGCCCGGUGGCAGCGUUAACAUCACCUGUGUGGCCGUCGGGUCACCGAUGCCCUAUGUUAAAUGGAUGUUGGGGUCGGAGGAUUUGACCCCUGAAGAUGACAUGCCCAUUGGGCGAAACGUGCUGGAACUCACUGACGUCCGGCAGUCGGCCAACUACACAUGUGUCGCCAUGUCAACGCUGGGCGUUAUAGAGGCGGUCGCACAGAUUACGGUCAAAGCUUUACCGAAGCCACCAGGUGUUCCCCAGGUAACGGAACGCACAGCAACAAGCAUUACGCUCACAUGGGAUUCUGGGAAUCCCGAACCCGUUUCUUAUUACAUCAUCCAGCACAAGCCCAAAAACUCUGAGGACUCUUUUAAAGAGAUUGAUGGAGUCGCCACCACUCGAUACAGCGUGGGUGGGCUAAGCCCUUACUCCGACUACCAGUUCAGAGUAGUCGCAGUGAAUAACAUUGGACGCGGGCCUCCCAGCGAAGCCAUUGAGUCCAAAACAGCGGAGCAAGCACCGAGUACCGCCCCGCGGCAAGUCCGAGGGCGCAUGCUAAGUGCCACGACCGCCAUCAUCCACUGGGAUGAACCCGAGGAGGCAAAUGGGCAGAUUACAGGCUACAGGGUUUACUACACCACCGAUCCCAGCCAGCAUGUCAACCAAUGGGAGAAACAGAUUGUAAGGACUUCCAACUUCCUCACCAUUCCGGGCCUAACGCCAAAUAAGACUUACUACAUCAAGGUCCUGGCCUUCACCUCUGUAGGAGAUGGACCGCUCUCUUCUGAUUUGCAGAUCAUAGCCAAAACUGGAGUGCCCUCUCAACCAACGGACUUCAAAGGCGAAGCCAAAUCUGAGACGAGCAUCUUGCUGUCGUGGAACCCGCCGACUCAGACGGGCCAGGACAAUCAAAUAGUCGGAUAUGAGCUGCUCUAUAAGAAAGGAGAUGACAAAGAGGAGAAACGAGUAAGCUUUGAGCCCACCACAACCUAUUUACUGAAAGAUCUGAAGCCGUUCACUACCUACACGUUUCAGCUGGCCGCUCGCAGCAAACACGGCAUCGGCGCAUACACCAACGAGAUCUCAGCCGAAACGCCUCAGACACCAGUGUUUGCAAAAAAUUUUCACGUGAGAGCUGCCAUGAAGACCUCAGUGCUGCUGACGUGGGAGAUUCCCGAGAACUACAACCCCGCGCAGCCGUUUACGAUCCUGUAUGAUAACGGCCAGAGUGUGGAGGUGGAUGGGAAGCUGACGCAGAAGCUCAUCACAAACCUUCAGCCGGAGACGCAGUACUCCUUCCUGCUCACCAACCGUGGGAACAGCGCCGGAGGACUGCAGCACCGCGUCUCCACCAUGACAGCGCCUGACAUACUGCGCACCAAACCCUACCUGAUCAGCAAGACCAGUUCAGACGGCAUGGUCACGGUCGAGCUGCCGGCUGUUCAGACGGCUGAGAAAGUGAAGGGUUACUACAUCGUGGUGGUGCCGCUGAAGAAACAGCGGCCCGGAAAGUUCAUCAAACCCUGGGACAGUCCGGAUGAGAUGAAUCUGGAGGAGCUAUUGCGAGAAAUCAACCGAACGAGUCGCGCUCUUCGCUUCCGUCGUCAGAUGGAGCCCAAGCCAUACAUUGCGGCAUAUUUCCACGAGCUGCCAAACGAAUUUACGCUAGGAGAUGCCAAGAUGUACGGAGACUUCGAGAACAAGCAGCUGCUGAACGGACAGGAGUACGUCUUCUUUGUGCUGGCGGUGCUGGAGAUCUCCGACAGCGUGUUGUACGCGGCGAGUCCGUACUCUGAUCCGGUGAUGUUUGCCGAUAUCGACCCGCAGCCCAUAAUCGAUGAAGAGGAGGGUCUGAUCUGGGUCGUGGGGCCUGUGCUGGCCGUCAUCUUCAUCAUCUGCAUCGUCAUCGCCAUCCUGCUGUACAAGAGCCGCUUCCACUGGAGCAGUCAACCAGACAGGAAAAGGGCGGAGUCAGAGGCCAGGAAAGGCAGUCUGCCCAGCGGUAAAGAAAUGCCCUCCCAUCACGCCACCGACCCUGUGGAGUUACGCCGUCUGAACUUCCAGACUCCCGGUUCAGCCGCAUCGGUUUACCCCAGUAACCUCCAUUUGUCAAGGAUGGCCAGUCACCCUCCCAUCCCAGUCAUGGAGCUGGCCGAUCACAUCGAACGCCUGAAAGCAAACGACAACUUGAAGUUUUCGCAGGAGUAUGAGUCGGUCGAUCCCGGUCAGCAGUUCACGUGGGAGCACUCCAACCUGGAGGUCAACAAACCAAAGAACAGAUACGCAAACGUCAUCGCCUACGAUCACUCCAGAGUCCUGCUCUCCGCCAUCGAUGGUAUUCCAGGCAGCGAUUACAUCAACGCAAACUACAUCGACGGCUACCGGAAGCAGAACGCUUACAUCGCCACUCAAGGCGCGCUGCCCGAGACCUUCGGCGAUUUCUGGCGGAUGAUCUGGGAGCAGCGGAGCUCAAACAUCGUCAUGAUGACCAAACUGGAGGAAAGAUCCAGGGUGAAGUGUGACCAGUACUGGCCCAACAGAGCGACGGAGACGUACGGACUCAUUCAGGUCACGCUGCUGGACACGGUGGAGCUGGCCACGUACUGCGUCCGGACGUUUGCACUUUACAAGAGCGGCUCCAGCGAGAAGCGAGAGGUGCGGCAGUUCCAGUUCACGGCGUGGCCGGAUCACGGCGUUCCGGAGCAUCCCACACCGUUCCUGGCCUUCCUGCGCAGAGUCAAGUCCUGCAACCCACCGGACGCCGGACCCAUGGUGGUGCACUGCAGUGCCGGCGUGGGUCGGACCGGCUGCUUCAUCGUCAUCGACGCCAUGCUGGAGCGAAUCAAACACGAGAAGACGGUGGACAUCUACGGUCACGUGACUCUCAUGCGUGCACAGAGGAACUACAUGGUCCAGACGGAAGACCAGUAUGUCUUCAUUCACGACGCGCUCCAGGAGGCCGUCACCUGCGGCACCACCGAGGUUCCCGCUAGGAACCUGUACGCAUACAUCCAGAAACUCACACAGAUCGAGUCCGGAGAGAACGUCACCGGGAUGGAGCUGGAGUUUAAGCGGUUAGCGAACACAAAAGCUCACACCUCACGGUUCAUCAGUGCCAACCUGCCCUGCAACAAAUUCAAGAACAGACUGGUUAACAUCAUGCCCUACGAGUCCACGCGCGUCUGUCUGCAGCCAAUCAGAGGAGUCGAGGGCUCCGACUACAUCAACGCCAGCUUCAUCGACGGAUACAGGCAACAGAAGGCUUACAUCGCCACGCAGGGUCCUUUAGCUGAAACCACAGAAGACUUCUGGAGGAUGCUGUGGGAACACAACUCCACCAUCGUCGUGAUGCUGACCAAACUCAGAGAGAUGGGCAGAGAAAAGUGCCAUCAGUACUGGCCAGCAGAGCGUUCAGCCAGAUAUCAGUACUUUGUGGUGGAUCCAAUGGCUGAAUACAACAUGCCGCAGUACAUCCUGCGAGAGUUUAAAGUGACGGACGCACGGGACGGACAGUCACGGACCGUCAGGCAGUUCCAGUUCACAGACUGGCCAGAACAAGGCGUGCCAAAAUCAGGGGAAGGCUUCAUCGACUUCAUCGGCCAAGUGCAUAAAACAAAAGAGCAGUUUGGUCAGGACGGACCCAUAUCGGUCCACUGUAGGUAAGAAAGACACGAGUCUGUGCAAGAAAAA
Messenger RNA from Sinocyclocheilus grahami, 4992 nucleotides. Its product is annotated as receptor-type tyrosine-protein phosphatase delta-like. Lineage: Eukaryota; Metazoa; Chordata; Actinopteri; Cypriniformes; Cyprinidae. The record is from RefSeq and is a predicted model, not a curated record. The transcript has 37 exons. Bases 544 to 4965 code for a protein of 1473 amino acids. Gene Ontology annotation, biological process: protein dephosphorylation. Gene Ontology annotation, molecular function: protein binding; protein tyrosine phosphatase activity.